Clonostachys rhizophaga is the source of this 3759-nucleotide messenger RNA. The record is from the annotation of a GenBank genome assembly. NCBI's taxonomy places the organism in Eukaryota, Fungi, Ascomycota, Sordariomycetes, Hypocreales, Bionectriaceae.
AUGGCGGAAUCGCCGUGCAAUAUGCUCAGAAACAUCAGACCAUCAAUCAAGAGGGCAAAGCGGUCUAGAAGCAACUUGAUCGAGGCGGCUGCCAGCUGCUUGAUAUCCGACGAUGACUUCCGGCAAAAGCUGCACAAGUUCCUGCCCGUGUGCCAGGACAGCCAACGCCCGCAAAAGAUUCGUCUUCGCGAUCAAGAAUUCAAUUAUAUCACCGAGCUACUUCUCAUGCGCGGCAAGAAAGAGUGGGCUCUACGGCCGAGGCACUUCGUGAUACUCUACAUGAUCGGCCUCGAGCAAGUCAUGGACUCCUUUGUCACCGACGAGCGGAGUGAUUAUUUCCUGCCCUACACGGAGGACAACCUACCCGAUGCCCUGACGGGAGAGAACAGAGCGCAUUUUCUGGCAUAUCAAAAUCAUGUGCUUGACGGCCAGGGCGUCAGUCUGGAAUCGGGCGGAGCGAGACAUCAGAACUGCCAAGGAGACGCACGAAGCAAAUUCUUCUAUACCAAACGGAGGCUAGGCCAGGGAGGAUCCCAGAUUUAUCGAUCGCAAGUCGACCAUGUGAUUGGCAAGCACAGUCUAAUGCACUUUGCCCUCAAGACGAUACCCCGGCAGCACAUCGACGACACCAAGGACCGGAAGAUCCUGAAGCUCUUCCAAAACGAGCUGGAAGUCCUGCAGUUUGUCGACCACCAGCACAUUGUCAAAGUGGUUGGGUCGUACACCGAUGCGAGCGUCGUCGGCAUCCUCAUGACGCCAGUCGCAGAUCAGGAUCUUGCGGCGUUUUUGGAGAAGAAGCUCCCUCCUGCUGGUGAAGCUGACCGACGUCUACGCAUCCGCACCUUCUUUGGCUGCAUCGCGACCGCCAUUGACUACCUGCACAACAACAAGAUCAAGGGUGUGCAGCACAAGGAUAUCAAGCCCAAGAAUAUUCUUGUCAAGGAGAGCAAGGUGUAUCUGACGGAUUUUGGGACUGCGCAAGUAAGAAGAGAAGACGUUGACGACACUGCCGAGUCGUCCACAAAUCCCAGCAUGAAGUUCGUUUCCAAGAGAUAUGCGCCCCUCGAGGCGGUCAUCGGGACCCGGACACGUGCAAGUGACAUAUGGUCUCUUGGCUGUGUCUUCGUCGAGAUGUUGACUGUGCUUGCCGGCAAGUCCAUGCAGGACCUCAGCCAGUUCCUGCAAGACAAAACCAAUGGUUCUGGGUCAACUGCAUAUUAUGAAAACGAGCGAGGCCUGCAAGCGUGGCUGCAAUACCUGCGGGGCAUCUUAUCGAACGAAGAGAACCCGCAGGAUGCCAUUCUCGUGGAUAUCGUUGAAGCCAUGUGCAGGUCCAAAAAGGAAGAAAGGCUCACGGCAAGUGACCUACUCCGGAGGAUCUUCAAGCUGGAGGGAGCCUACCAUGGCCUCUGCUGCAGUGAUCGGUCACGUCCUCAAGGUGGUCAUCAUCCAGUCUCGUAUGAAACAGACCUGUCGCACUCUGAGAUUUUGGAGUCUUGGGAGUCAGACACAUUGGGUGCUACUGAUGUGGAGGACUGUGACACCGUGACCGAGCCAGUAAAUGUCCUAGCGGAAAUAGAAGAGGACAAGGCGGCCAAGAAUUAUGCUUCCCCUCUUAUGGAAGACGGCGAGACUACAUUGGUAGUUUCCAACAAACCACCAAAGGACCCUCGGAAUCUUCUGGAGGAUGUUACCGAGUUGAUUCCACCACCUCUCAGCCAAUUUAGCAAAACCGGAGAUCCUGCUGAAGAUGUGGGCAUAUCAGCUCCAUCAAUGCCAGAUGACACUAGGCAUUCUUCACAACCUUUCGUCUCUCCAGAAGCCACAACGCUCUGUCCGUGGCCAGGGUGCAAUCCCAGUUCGAGCGGCUCUCGCCAAGUAUUCGACAGCAUGGACAAGCUUAGGCAGCAUCUGCGCGAUACGCACUUAGUCCACGACUUUGGCUGGACUCAUCUGCAAGGCGACAGAGGGACGGCCACGCUGAGGCCAGAGAAAGGUCGAUUCGAGUUGAAGAGGGUCAAGCGUGUGCGGUUCUCCGGGCUUCCAGAAGAGCAGGUUAUCCGGUCCAAGGCCUUGCAGAGAAGUCGCGUAAAUCAGUCAAGCGGAGCGUACGACAUCACGGCUGAGAUGCCUCAUGCUCCCGGCUCGGCCAGCGCAGCGCAGACUAAAGCGUGUAAAGAGCUGGGCAUUCCUCCAAAUACAUAUGUUCCGUCAUAUCUUCUCGCUGCAAACAAUCGAUUCUCAGCACCGCAGCUGCGUCAACGUCUAGCCGCCGAGUACAGUCGACCGCUCUUUGUAUACGGAACACUCAUGUUCCCCAGCGUAUUACGCGCCCAGGCAGAGCAUUUUCUCAAUCCUGAUGGCAUUUAUUCAUCGAGCCAGGGGAGACGCCUGCGCACGGUAGAAAGCGACUGGGGUAGGAUCAACGAUGGGAUAAGAGAGGCCGCCCAGCAAGGGACGCCUGCGGUUCUAUCAGGCUACUCGAGAUUUUGUCUCCGCCAGUACAGUCUGGCAUAUAUCCAGCCAAGCCAGCAAGGCGAAACGCGUGGGUUCCUCAUAUUUGGUCUCUCGGCCGAGGCACUUGCGUGUCUGGAUCACCUGUACGAGAGAGGCGGCCCGCGUCACUUUUAUGACGGGAGACGAAAACAAUCCGCUCCAUGGGAUAUGACCGAACUGGUGAGACAACGGGUUACUGUCCGCACCAAUGUCAAGGACGGCAAUACGCUCAAUAUUGAGGCCGACACGUAUGUUGCCAAUACCGAGGAAUGGAGGGUACCAAAGUCCGCCGGGGCAUGGGACAUGACCCGGUUCCUCUGUUCCAAGAGUUAUGCAAAGAUCACCCAGUCGUCAAGAAGGGACAUGAUCGAGGAGAAAUCGAUCGCCAGAGAGCUAGGCACCAACCUGGUCAUGCCCGGUGAUAAACUUGUGGCAGCGGUGCUGGACAACAACUACGACGCGCUGUGGUCCUUGAUAGAUGAGGGCCAGGAUGUCGACAUGGCAUCCAGCACAUACGGCACGGCACUACAAGCCGCGGCGAGCAAGGGGAAUAUCGCGAUGAUGCACCAAUUAAUCGAAGCUUCAGCAGACAUUAAUGCCCCCGGUGGCGAGUAUGGAUCCCCGCUAAUGGCGUCCGUCGUGGAAGGGCAUUUCGAUGCGAUGAAGCUUUUGCUGAGGCACAAGGCAAAGCUCUUCUCCUGCGGCGGAAAGUACGUGAGCCCUCUCUACCAAGCAGUUUCAUUCGACCGCCUAGACAUGGUCCAUGCGCUACUAGAGAAGGGAGCUUGGUUGACAAGAGACUAUCGCGAACUGCUCGAUCUGGCGACAGAACGGAACAACGACGAGAUUAACGAGGAGCUGCUCCGAUACGAUGUCUUACAGCUCGCAAAAAAACAUUUGCCAGGGAGCGCAAGUCCGGCAUCUUCUGAUAUCGAUAAUUCCAACGGUGACCAGGAGGUUGAAGUGACGGUAUCGAAAUCAAUCGGAGCCAUCUGCCUUUUCGAGGCUAUCAAGCUGUACAACCGGCCUGGCAAGUGGACUGGUAUAAAACUCGUCAAGGUCUUAAAGGCAGGCUUCGAGCGUGGCUUGAAUGAAAAGAUUCUAGAGCAGAUCCGGCCGCAUAUACAUUCCUUCCCUGCCCUCCAAAGGUUCUUUACCGAAGCAUUAGAUGGAUUGCUCGGUGGUGGGUUUGGGCCGGUUCGGCAUACUGACCCAAUUGACGACCUGCCCACUCCCUCGAGAGCGCAAUUGCGAGUCAAGUGA